AAAAGAAUGGCAGUUUUUCAAGUAUCCGAAAAAAGAAGCCCCCGUAUGCCGACCUCCUUUGGCGCGAUCACCGAGUGUUUUAUUCUCAUUCCGAACUUAUGACGACUUUUUUGACCAGGACUUCUAAAAAAACCACUACGUACCACUUGUUGGCUUUACUGGCGUAUGAAAGGUGCUUCAUGACGCGUCUCGUGGCAAAACCAAAACCCGAUGUUGAGAGGCACGGCAUGUUUCAAUCCUGCAGAAAAGGCAAGAACUACCCAGGCUUACUAUUAAGUACUCUAGCUUCGACGACGAGCAUCUGAAACCUUAAAGUACACCAUGGCGGAAGAGGUUAGCUCGGAGUUUGAAUGUGCGUUAUGCCUUCGCCUGCUACUUGAGCCCGUCAGCGUCUCAUGCGGCCACACGUUUUGCAGGUAUUUUCACUUUGUCUAAACACGCUUGAUCGACUUGCGGCGAGUACCCUUUUCGCACUCUUCAUUGCCCCUCUUUACAUCAGGCGAACACUUGCUCUUGGGAAAUGAUGCCAAUUCGAGUUCGCGAAAAGUACCUCGGACAACACGUUUUCCUUACAGAACGUGAACCAAAACUGCUAAAACAGGUCCUGCAUCGAGGCUAGUCUGGACCACCGUGCCGCCUGUCCGCUAUGUCGGCAGCCCAUCAUCGCAGGCCGAAGCGUGAACGUCCUGAUUCAAAAUUUGAUUCAGCAGCGGUACCCCCAGACUCUCCGGGCGCGCCAAGAGGAGCAGCUGGAGGAGAUUCGGGAUGAUGAGCAGCAGCGCGCGGGGGCGAACACUACCGCUAUCUCGCCGGACAGAGAUGCGGCGGGGGCCACAGAGCGGCGGAACGUGCCGAUGUUCGCGAGCUCCAGAUUAUACCAGACCAACGAGCUUCUAUUCCCGGGGGCCGAGAUGCUCUUCAAGGCAACGGAGAUGCAGGACGAGCAUAUCCUGGAUCAUCUACUUGCCACCUCGCGGGAGUUUGUGAUGCAGUACGAAGCAUCUGCUGGUGCUGGCAGUGGCGACGAUGAAGCGAGAAAUGGUGGCGCAUCGAACGCAGCCGGAACUGCCAAUACAGCAAAUUCCUCCACAACUGGCAAUUCCGUAGGCUAUCUCUUCCAGGUGGAGUCCGCGGAGCGGGAUCCGCAGGACGAAACGCGGAUGGUGCAGUGCCGGUGCAAGGAGCGGGUGUGGGUGCGAGGGAUGAGAUUCACGACGCGGCCGGAAACCGGGACCGGCAUGCGUAUCUGCGACAUCGUGCCGAUGAAAGACGGAGCGAUAGACGUAGCCGAGCUCGUGCUGCCGACCGCCUACCAGCCACUGCGCUUAGAUCCUAUGACGGGCAAGCGGUUGGGUAGCACGAGCAGCACGCCUCCACAGCAAGAGGACGCACCACCUGUAGAAGCGCAAGCGGGCACGCAGCCUGCAUCACCCGUAAACGCUGAGGGGCCACCAGACGAAGCCAAUGGGGGUAUCGAGCUCACUCCUGUCCUAAACCCAGCAACGCGACCUAUUGUCGCUCCACCUGACGUGCGUUCACGGAACCUAGCGUCCAUUGCGGAUGAGUGUGUCAUUUACCUGAACUUUCACCUGGAACGACUGGGGCCGCACGCCCGGCAGCGCUUCAUUCGCCACCACGGGCCGGUGCCAAUGCGAGUUGCGCGGUCGGUCAUGCAAUUGCGCGACAUCGAGCAACUUUCGUGGUAUCUUUGCCGAGUGCUGGUCGCGACAGACGACCGGAAAACGGAGUGGUAUUUUCUACGCUACUUUCAUCAUGUCUCCUCCUGCUCAGUUUCGCGGGCAGUAUCCCUUGUAGACUAGAGGACGGUCUGGAGUUGCCGUUUUAUGGUUCAUUCCGCUGCGUGUGCGUACUGCAUGAAUUCGUUCCACCAUGUUCUACAUAGGUGCACGUCCAGUGGAAUUUUCACUAUCCGAAAAAUUAAAAUUUGCAUCUUCCAAGGUUCAAGUCGACGGAUUUGAAGCUCCGUCUGUGCGAUUGCUUGCAGGUGUUCCGGGAGUGUGGAAAGCCCGGGGCAUGCCUCCAGAUGCCAGGCUCGGCGGCCUGGAUGAAGCUUGGCUCUCACUAUUCGUCCCUUCUGCUGCUGGUGAUUGUUCUCCUUCUUCUCUAUCUCAAAGGGAGCGGCCACCUGGACGCGCUUGAGCGGUCGCGGGGGCGCGGAAAAUACGUAAUCGACUUCGAUUCGUAGGCGACAUCGCAAAUUAUCCGCACUGGCUCUGGGACACAGUCAGUUGGUCAGGAUUGGAGGGUGGAACUCCUCUGUAUCAGUUGGUCGCCCACAGCAGGCGCAGGGCAGCGCUCGUCCAGCAUUAUGACCAGCAAGGGAAGCGCCCUUCGCCAAACACGAGAGUCCAACACCCGGGAGCAGGAUCCAAUGGUGUCGCGAUGAGAAGGAAACACCCAGCAAAAGGGGUAAAACCGCUGCCGUGGCGACCCGGCGGAGAAUCUUUCGGCAGGCAGAUAUGGGCAGCGUCGCAGGGCCAAAGAGCCGGCCUUCCCACACAACGGAAGAGAAAGCACGUGGGGUCUGGAGUGCAUGGAGUUUCUCUGCCAGGCAGAUACAGCUGGCAGACAAAGACGCGAUAAAAACACUGGAGUGCAAGACGCAAACUCGCAAAACUGCUCCGCUAGGCACGAGCGCAUGAGGCUCAUCCAUGAGCGGAUCGACCAGAAAUGGAGAAAAUUCUUUAUCGAUUCCAAGAAGGUGGAACGUAAUUUACAUGAAACUGGUGGCCUGCUAGCAGCUCGCCUCAGUGAAGGGGCGGUGAAACCAUUUCUAGGAGUAGUUGUACGCGUGGCAACUUAAGUCGGUCAAGCAUCAGUUCUCUCCGCAACACGCGUGAUCCGCUGCUGUGGUCAUGUGCAUCAGGAUUUUCUAAAUUUGGAUCCGUGCUCUAGUCGAUUAUGUCCAUUGCCGUUCCGAUGAGGAUCAUGAAG
This is a messenger RNA of Amoebophrya sp. A120, 2955 nucleotides long. The record is from the annotation of a GenBank genome assembly. Lineage: Eukaryota; Dinophyceae; Syndiniales; Amoebophryaceae.